UUCCCAGGACUGCUGCGGGAGUCGGAGGCUGCGGGGCGGGGAGAGAGAGGAGACGGCAGCCGGAGCGGACGCCUGUCAUCCGGAGACUCCCGGAAUAACACGAUUCAGCCACCGGACGAUCCCCAGCGGAGUCCCGGGAGUUUACACCCACAACGAGAACCCUCGGAGCGGAGCGAUGGAGGACGGGAAGCCGGUGUGGGCGCCGCACCCGACGGACGGGUUCCAGCUCGGGACCAUCGUGGACAUCGGAGCCGACAGCCUCAGCAUCGAACCUCUCAAUGGGAAGGGAAAGACGUUCCUGGCUCAGAUCAGCCAGGUCUUUCCUGCAGAAGAGGACGUGAACAAACACAUGGAGGACAACUGUUCUCUGAUGUACCUGAACGAAGCGACUCUGCUCAACAACGUUCGUGUGAGAUACAGCAAAGACAAGAUUUAUACGUUCGUAGCCAACAUCCUGAUCGCGGUGAACCCGUACUACGACCUCCCAAAGCUUUACUCACCGGAGACCAUCAAGCAGUACCGGGGCCGGUCUCUGGGGACGCUGCCGCCCCACGUGUACGCCAUCGCCGAUAAGGCCUACAGGGACAUGAGGGUGCUGAAGAUGAGCCAGUCCAUCAUCGUCUCGGGGGAGUCCGGAGCCGGGAAGACGGAAAACACCAAGUUUGUGCUCAAAUACCUGACGACCUCGUAUGGAACCGGGCAGGACAUCGACGAGAGGAUCGUGGAAGCGAACCCCCUGCUGGAGGCUUUCGGAAACGCCAAGACCGUGAGGAACAACAACAGCAGCCGCUUCGGGAAGUUUGUGGAAAUCCACUUUAACGAGAAGAACACGGUGGUGGGCGGCUUCGUUUCCCACUACCUGCUGGAGAAGUCCAGGAUCUGCAGGCAAAGCAAAGAGGAGAGAAACUACCACAUCUUCUACCGACUGUGCGCCGGGGCGUCCGAGGACAUCAGGCAGAAGUUCCACCUCAGCUCCCCCGACACCUUCAGGUACCUGAACAGAGGCUGCACUCGCUUCUUCGCUUCCAAAGACACAGACAAGCAGAUCCUGCAGAACCGCAAGAGCCCCGAGCACCUGAAGUCCGGCCCCUUGAAGGACCCCCUGCUGGACGACCAGGGCGACUUCAACAGGAUGUGCGUGGCCAUGAAGAAGAUCGGCCUGGACGACACGGAGAAGCUGGACCUGUUCCGGGUGGUGGCCGGCGUGCUGAACCUGGGGAACAUCGACUUCGAGGAGACGGGCAGCACGUCAGGCGGCUGCACCAUCAGGAAGCAGUCGAGUCAGACGGUGGAGCAGUGUGCCGAGCUGCUGGGCCUGGAGCAGGACGACCUGAGGGUCAGCCUCACCUCCAGGGUGAUGCUCACAACUGCAGGGGGCGCCAAAGGAACAGUCAUCAAAGUGCCUCUCAAAGUGGAGCAGGCCAACAACGCCCGUGACGCUCUGGCGAAGGCCGUGUACAGCCGGCUCUUCGACCACGUGGUGACCAGGGUCAACCAGUGCUUCCCAUUCGACUCCUCCGCCAACUUCAUCGGCGUCCUGGACAUCGCUGGUUUUGAGUACUUUGAACACAACAGCUUCGAGCAGUUCUGCAUCAACUACUGUAACGAGAAGCUGCAGCAGUUCUUCAAUGAGCGAAUCCUGAAAGAGGAGCAAGAGCUGUACCAGAAGGAGGGGCUGGGCGUCAACGAGGUUCACUACGUGGACAACCAGGACUGCAUCGACCUGGUGGAGGCCAAGCUGGUCGGCGUCCUGGACAUCCUGGACGAGGAGAACCGGUUACCUCAGCCCAGCGACCAGCACUUCACCGACACGGUGCACAACAAACACAAGGACCACUUCCGCCUCACGGUCCCCAGGAAGUCGAAGCUGUCCGUCCACAGGAACGUGAGGGACGAUGAAGGAUUCAUUAUCAGACACUUUGCAGGAGCCGUGUGCUACGAGACGACCAAGUUCGUGGAGAAGAACAACGACGCGCU
Pleuronectes platessa (European plaice) is the source of this 1977-nucleotide messenger RNA. RefSeq names its product unconventional myosin-VI. Gene Ontology annotation, cellular component: actin cytoskeleton; cytoplasm; ruffle. Gene Ontology annotation, biological process: endocytosis; vesicle transport along actin filament; inner ear morphogenesis. Lineage: Eukaryota; Metazoa; Chordata; Actinopteri; Pleuronectiformes; Pleuronectidae. Gene Ontology annotation, molecular function: actin filament binding; ATP binding; microfilament motor activity. The record is from RefSeq and is a predicted model, not a curated record.